AUGGACGCGGAGACGGCGGCUCCUGCGCUUGCCGCGGCGUCUCACUCUCACCCGGAGCCGGAGGACUCGCCCAUGAGGCCACAGGUGAGCAAGUACUACUCCAAGAAGAGGGCUAGCAGCAACGGCAGAAAUGGCAUGGAUGAUGCCAACCACGACGAUUCCAAGAACGACCAGCCCCCCGGCUCGCCCCUGAGCAGACAGAGCCUGUCCUCAUCUGCCACCCACACCUACCACGCAGGAGGGUUCUACGAGAUCGACCACGAGAAGCUGCCCCCCAAAUCCCCAAUCCAUCUCAAGUCCAUACGCGUGGUAAAGGUCAGCGGCUACACGAGCCUGGACGUCACGGUGAGCUUCCCGUCCCUCCUGGCGCUGCGGAACUUCUUCUCCUCUGUCCCGCCGCCGCGUACCGGUCCGGAGCUCGACGAGCGCUUCGUCAUGAGCAGCAACCACGCCACCCGCAUCCUGCGCCGCCGGGUGGCCGAGGAGGAGCUCGCGGGCGAGUGGAUGCUCCAGGACAGCUUCUGGCUCGUCAAGCCCUGCCUCUACGACUUCUCCGCGUCGUCGCACCCGGCGUCGCCACAUGAUGCGCCGAUCCCGUCGCCGCCUGCCUCUGAGCGGCCGAAGGCGCCGGUAGCCAGCUCCUUCCUCCUCGACACCUUGAAGUGCGACGGUGCAGGGUGGGGCGUGAGGCGCCGUGUCAGGUACAUUGGUCGCCACCACGACGCUACCAAGGAGGUCGAUGCCGCCAGCGAUGGCUACGACACGGAGGUCAGCGUCCAGGAGGAGCAGCAGAGGCGACUGCGACAGCGCCGGGCGCAGGAAGACAACAAGAGCACUAGCAACGGCAAGAGGAUGCGGGAGGAGGGAGAGUGCAGCAAGAACAGGAGCAGAGACGCGAGGAAGAAGAAAGCCAAGACGUACAAGAGUCCCAAGAAGGCGGAGAAGAGGCGCGUCGUGGAGGCCAAAGACGGCGACCCUCGGCGCGGGAAGGACCGGUGGUCGGCCGAGCGGUACGCGGCGGCUGAGAGGAGCCUGCUCGACAUCAUGCGCUCCCGUGGCGCCCGCUUCGGCGCGCCGGUGAUGCGGCAGGCUCUGCGGGAGGAAGCCCGCAAGCACAUCGGCGACACCGGCCUCCUUGACCACCUGCUCAAGCACAUGGCCGGCAGGGUGCCGGAAGGCAGCGCCGACCGGUUCCGUCGCCGGCACAACGCGGACGGCGCCAUGGAGUACUGGCUGGAGCCGGCGGAGCUUGCUGAAGUACGGCAGCAGGCUGGCGUGUCUGAUCCAUAUUGGAUGCCGCCGCCGGGGUGGAAGCCAGGUGAUGACGUGUCCUCGGUCGCCGGUGACCUCCUGGUCAAGAAGAAGGUGGAAGAGCUAGCUGAAGAGGUCGAUGGUGUAAAAAGGCACAUUGAGCAGCUCAGUUCGAAUUUGGUGCAACUAGGCAAGGACACAAAAUCUGAGGUAGAGCGAUCUUACACCUCAAGAAAGGAGAAGUAUCAGAAGUUGAUGAAGGCAAAUGAAAAGCUCGAGAAGCAAGUUCUAUCUAUGAAGGACAUGUAUGAGCAUCUGGUUCAGAAAAGGGGUAAGCUGAAGAAGGAGGUGCUGUCCUUGAAGGACAAGUACAAGCUUGUGCUGGAGAAGAAUGAUAAACUGGAGGAACAGAUGACUAGUCUCUCCAGCUCAUUCAUAUCUUUGAAGGAACAAUUACUGUUGACAAAAAGUGGAGAUAACUUAAACAUGGAGAAGGAGAGGGUAGAAGUGACUGUGGGCAAGCAAGAAACCGUUGUUCCCGGGAAGCCACCGUAUGUUGAUGGUGGUCGCCAGAUCAGCCAGCAAGCAGAUGCCACCGUUGUCCAAGUCGGCGAGAAGAGGACGGCGAGGAAGAGCAGCUUCCGCAUCUGCAAACCACAGGGCACGUUCAUGUGGCCACCACACAUGGCGUCUGGCACGAGCAUGGCCAUCAGCGGGGGAGGCAGCAGCGACUGCCCCGCCGCCGCCGGACCGGAUGAGCUCCCUCGCAGCAGCAGCUGCCCCAGCGCCGUGCCGGGGGCCCUCCCGCCGUCGUCGCAGGCUCCAGCUGAGGUGGUGGUCGCGUCGCCGCUGGACGAGCACGCGGUGUUCCCGGGAGGCUUCAGCACGCCGCCCUCAGCGUCGUCCACCAACGCCGCCGCCGCCGCCGCCGCCGCCAAGCUGCCCCCACUGCCCAGCCCGACGUCCCCUCUCCAGACGCGGGCCCUGUUCGCCGCCGGCCUCACCGUCCCGGCGUUGCACGACUUCCCCGGCCUCACGUUACGCCACGUGGUACGCUCAACUCAAACAUCUCUGCACUGCAUCCGCAUCCGCAUCGUCACUUCAGAUGAUUCUCCCAGAGAACUGGAACUCUGUUUCCUCGACCUCCAUUUCCUCACCCGGAAAGCCCAAACCCUAACGCCGCCGACGGCGACCGCAAUGGCGGCGGCGGCGGCGGACCCUCGGCGGGUGCGCAACACGUGCAUCCUGGCGCACGUAGACCACGGCAAGACGACGCUGGCCGACCACCUCGUCGCCUCCUGCGGGGACGGGCUCGUCCACCCGAGGCUCGCCGGCCGCCUCCGCUUCAUGGACUACCUCGACGAGGAGCAGCGCCGCGCCAUCACCAUGAAGUCCGCCGCGGUCGUGCUCCACCACGCGGGGCACCGCGUCAACCUCAUCGACUCGCCGGGGCACAUCGACUUCUGCUCCGAGGUCUCCUCCGCCGCGAGGCUCUCCGACUCGGCGCUCAUCCUCGUCGACGCCGUCGAGGGCGUCCACAUCCAGACCCACGCCGCGCUGCGCCAGGCCUUCCUCGAGCGCCUCCGCCCCUGCCUCGUCCUCAACAAGCUCGACCGCCUCAUCUCCGAGCUCCACCUCACCCCCGCCGAGGCCUACACGCGCCUCCACCGCAUCAUCUCCGACGUCAAUUCCAUCCACUCCGCCCUGCGCUCCCACUCAUACUUCUCCCUCCUAUCCUCCCUCGACGACCACCCCUCCUCCAGCUCUUCUUCCUCGCCGGACGAGCUCCCCGAGGACGUUGAUCAAGACGAGGAGGACGCCUUCCAGCCACAGAAGGGGAAUGUUGUCUUUGCCUGUGCCCUUGAUGGCUGGGGCUUCCGCAUUCACCAGUUUGCUGAAUUCUAUGCUGCCAAGCUCCCCAACAUCAACGCCAAUGCCUUGCUCAAAGGACUCUGGGGUCCGCGAUACUUCCAUAAGAAGAAGAAGAUGAUUAUGGGGAAGAAAGGGAUUGAGGGUGGGGACGCUCAGCCGAUGUUUGUGGAAUUUGUCCUCAAGCCUCUUUGGCAGGCAUAUCAGGGAGUGCUGAGCGAGAAUGGUGAGUUGGUGAAGAAGGUCAUUGCAAACUUCAAUUUGAAUGUUCCGCAAAGAGAGCUGCAGAACAAGGACCCAAAGGUGGUUGUGCAGGCUGUAAUGAGCCGCUGGCUGCCGCUUGCUGAUGCAGUGAUGACAAUGGUGGUGGAAUGCACGCCUGACCCUGUUGCCGCUCAAGGGGUCAGGGUUGCAAGGCUUAUGCCAAAGAGGGAGGUUGCACCAGAGGAUGCUGCUGGUUGCCCUGAUGUUGUUGCGGAUGCAGAGAGUGUCAGGAGCUGUGUGGAGGCCUGCGAUGCGAGAUCAGAUGCACCAGUUGUGGUGUAUGUGUCAAAGAUGUUUGCUGUGCCAUAUAAAAUGUUGCCAUUCAAGGGGGUGGAUGGGGUGCUGUUGAACCACCAGGGGGCCAAUGAAUCUGAGGAGUGUUUUAUGGCAUUUGCAAGGGUCUUUUGUGGGGUCCUUCGUGCAGGGCAGAAGGUAUUUGUGCUGUCGACACUGUAUGAUCCGAUGAAAGGGGAAGCAAUGCAGAAGCAUGUACAGGAGGUGGAGCUGCAAUACUUGUAUGAGAUGCUUGGGCAGGGCCUGAGGCCAGUUUCUAGUGUGGGUGCUGGGAAUGUGGUUGCAAUCCAAGGACUUGGUCAUCAUAUAUUGAAGAGCGCUACAUUGUCAUCCACAAAAAAUUGCUGGCCUUUCUCAAGUAUGAUGUUCCAGGUGUCUCCAAUGCUUAAGGUUGCAAUUGAGCCCUCCAACCCAGCAGAUUUGGGAACCCUUGUUAAAGGGCUUAAACUUCUCAACCGGGCAGAUCCAUUUGUUGAGUACACUGUCUCGCAGAGAGGUGAGCAUGUUCUUGCUGCAGCUGGGGAGAUACAUUUGGAGAGGUGUAAAAAGGAUUUGGAGGAACGAUUUGCAAAGGUUAAAUUGGUGGUCUCAGACCCCCUUGUAUCCUUUAAAGAGACAAUUGAAGGUGAAGGCCUUGCCUUGAUGGAUAGUUUGAAGACUCCACGGGAAUUUGUUGAGAGAACAACUCCAAAUGGGAGAUGCACCGUAAGAGUUCAGGUCUUGAGACUUCCAAAUGCACUCAUUAAGGUUCUUGAGGAAAGUGAACAGUUGCUUGGUCAAAUAAUUGAGGGGAAAACCGCAAAGAGGAAUGGUGUGUUGGAUCCACAUCUUUCUCAGGAUGAUGGUGAUUCUGCUGCAACGCUUAGGCAACGACUGAUCAGUGCCAUAGACAGUGAAUUGGAAGCAUUUUCUGGGCAGGUGGAUAAAGAAAAGCUUGACAGGUAUAGGAAUACUUGGCUUGGAUACCUCCGAAGAAUCUGUUCACUUGGUCCUUGGCAGGUUGGUCCAAACCUCCUGCUCUUGCCCGAUGUGAAAUCAAGUGACAGUGUGAUAACCACUCAAGAUGGAAGGGAGGGAAUUCUUGUGCGUGGUAUAACUCAUGUCUCUGAGAGAUUAGGUUUUGUGUGUGGAUCUGAUGCUGAAGAUAAAAAUGAUCUCGAUGACAGUGAACCAUCAGCAGAUAUUCCUGAAUCAUUACAUCUAGAAUCUGUGGCACUGAGAAACUGCGUAGUGUCAGGAUUUCAAUUAGCAACAAAUGCAGGGCCACUAUGUGAUGAGCCUAUGUGGGGUCUAGUAUUUGUUGUUGAGCCUUACAUAUUCUCUGAUCACUCUGAUGUUGCAAAUCACUCUGAACAGUACAACAUCUUUAGUGGUCAAGUAAUUACCGCUGUCAAGGAAGCAUGUCGAGAAGCUGUUGUUCAGAACAAGCCAAGGCUAGUUGAAGCCAUGUAUUUCUGUGAACUGACCACACCAACAGAACAGUUGGGUGCCACAUAUGCAGUUCUUAGUAGGAAGCGGGCAAGGGUUCUGAAAGAGGAGAUGCAAGAAGGAACCUCUUUAUUUACUGUGCACGCGUACUUACCAGUUGCUGAGAGCGUUGGAUUUUCUAAUGAGCUCAGGAGUGUAACAGCUGGUGCAGCCAGUGCUCUGCUUGUUCUUAGCCACUGGGAAGCUAUUCCUGAGGAUCCUUUCUUUAUGCCAAAAACGCAAGAAGAGAUUGAAGAAUUUGGAGAUGGUUCCAGCAUUGGGCCAAACCUAGCUAAGAAGCUUAUGAAUUCUGUCAGGCGAAGGAAGGGGCUUCAUGUUGAAGAGAAGGUGGUUGAGCACGGCACAAAACAGAGGACGCUUGCAAAGAAGGUGUAGUUAUUUUGUUUGUUUCAAAUUUUGUCCUGAUGAAACAAAAUAUAAUCAAAUACGAAAAUCAAUGUGACC
Messenger RNA from Oryza brachyantha (malo sina), 5610 nucleotides. Its product is annotated as elongation factor-like GTPase 1. Gene Ontology annotation, cellular component: ribonucleoprotein complex; cytosol. Lineage: Eukaryota; Viridiplantae; Streptophyta; Magnoliopsida; Poales; Poaceae. The transcript is spliced from 10 exons. Gene Ontology annotation, biological process: cytosolic ribosome assembly. Gene Ontology annotation, molecular function: ribosome binding; GTPase activity; GTP binding. Bases 1 to 5541 code for a protein of 1846 amino acids. The record is from RefSeq and is a predicted model, not a curated record.